UUCUGUCAUAACCUCGAAGCCUGUGAGAAAUUUACAAGAAUGAAUCGGUUGAAGUUAGAGAAAAAAUCUAUGAAACAUUGUAAACAUAAAUGCUCGGUUACUUUCAGAUUAUGUCUAUGGUCAGUUCACGAACAAGAAGGAUUUUGGCGGCUCUUAGCCAAAAUGAUGAAUCGAAUAAUGUUUAUUUUGAGGAAGAAAUCGGGUCUAUGCCGAUAUCCAUUAUUUCAAGUGACAAUAUUUUUGAUCUAGAUAAUUCCGAAAAUAUUUUAAAAACUACUUUAGUAAAUGAAGACUUAAUCGAAAUAGAUCAAUCAAUUUUAUUGUCUUCUAAUAAUUCGAGUCCCUGAAAAUGAUGGUAACCAUACUAUGCAAGAAGAAAUAAAUGUACCAAUAAGUACUGAUAGCUCAAAUGGGACAGUGGGUGUUCAAUUUGCCAGGUUUCACGAUGAAUUCUUUAAAUUAAAAUGUAAGUCUUCUCUUCCAGAUGAGUUAGCAGAAACUGAUGCAGAGGAUGACAAUGAAGAUGAAAGCUCCAAAACUUAAAAAAAUAUAUAUUUUUUACUAGUAAGAACUUUAUAUUUUCUUUUGUAACGUUAUUUUGUGUUUUUUU
Messenger RNA from Acanthoscelides obtectus, 610 nucleotides. The record is from the annotation of a GenBank genome assembly. NCBI's taxonomy places the organism in Eukaryota, Metazoa, Arthropoda, Insecta, Coleoptera, Chrysomelidae.